AUGAUCACUUCGGAGCUCCCCGUCCUACAGGACUCGUCCAAUGAGUCUGGGGCGACAGACGCAGUGGGCUUAAGUAUGAGCAUGAGCGAGAUGGAAGAUCCAGAGGUGAAAGGCAAGAAGAAGAGAGGGAGACCAGGAAAACAAGCCCCGACGUCCAAUAAGAAGCCUCGGAAGUCACCGACAGACAAGGCUGUGGGCGUAGCGAGAGGGCGAGGGAAAGCCAACGGUGUGGCUCAACAUAAUGGAGACGGCGGAGACCCCGUCACUCUGUUUGAAGUGGUCAAACUGGGCAAGAGUGCCAUGCAGUCUGUGGUGGACGAGUGGAUCGAGUCAUACAAACAGGACAGAGACCUGGCAUUGCUGGACCUCAUCAAUUUUUUCAUCCAGUGCUCGGGGUGCAAAGGCACCGUGAGGAUUGAGAUGUUCAGGAACAUGCAGAAUGCAGAGAUCAUCCGCAAGAUGACUGAAGAGUUUGAUGAGGACAGCGGGGAUUAUCCUCUCACCAUGCCAGGGCCUAUGUGGAAGAAGUUCCGCUACAACUUCUGCGAGUUUAUCAGCGUCUUGAUCCGCCAGUGUCAGUACAGCAUCAUCUACGACGAGUACAUGAUGGACACGGUGAUCUCCCUCCUCACCGGGCUGUCCGACUCUCAAGUGCGAGCCUUUAGACACACCUCCACGUUAGCAGCCAUGAAGCUGAUGACAGCGCUGGUGAACGUGGCGCUGAACUUGAGCAUUCACCAGGACAACACCCAGAGACAGUACGAGGCAGAGAGGAACAAAAUAGCCGGCAAACGAGCCAAUGAGAAGCUGGAACUGCUGCUACAGAAGAGGAAGGAGCUUCAGGAAAACCAAGAUGAAAUAGAGAAUAUGAUGAACUCCAUCUUCAAGGGAAUCUUUGUGCAUCGCUACAGGGAUGCCAUUGCUGAAAUCCGAGCCAUCUGUAUCGAAGAGAUCGGAGUGUGGAUGAAGAUGUACAGCGAUGCUUUUCUUAAUGAUAGUUACCUGAAAUAUGUUGGUUGGACACUACACGAUAGGCAAGGAGAGGUGCGUCUGAAGUGCCUGAAAGCUCUGCAGAACCUGUACACAAACCGAGAACUGUUCCCCAAGUUAGAGCUUUUCACCAACCGCUUCAAGGACCGCAUAGUAUCAAUGACACUGGAUAAGGAGUAUGAUGUGGCUGUGGAGGCCAUCAGACUGGUCACACUCAUCCUGCAGGGCAGUGAAGACGCCUUGUCCAAUGAGGACUGUGAGAAUGUGUACCACCUGGUUUACUCUGCCCACCGACCAGUGGCAGUCGCUGCAGGAGAGUUCUUGCACAGAAAGUUGUUCAGUCGUCACGACCCACAGGCAGAAGAAGCCCUGGCUAAGCGCAGAGGGAGGAGCAGCCCUAACGGAAAUCUCAUCCGCAUGCUGGUGCUCUUUUUUCUGGAGAGCGAGCUCCAUGAACAUGCAGCCUACCUUGUGGACUCAUUGUGGGAAAGCUCUCAGGAGCUGCUUAAAGACUGGGAGUGUAUGGCUGAACUUUUGCUGGAGGAGCCUGUGCAGGGAGAGGAGGUGUUGUCAGACAGACAGGAGAGUGCUUUGAUAGAGCUGAUGGUGUGCACCAUCCGGCAGGCAGCAGAGGCGCAUCCACCUGUGGGCAGAGGCACCGGCAAACGGGUGCUGACAGCGAAGGAGAGGAAGACUCAGAUAGACGAUAAGAACAAACUGACAGAGCACUUCAUCAUGGCUCUGCCCAUGCUUCUGUCCAAGUACCAGGCAGACUCGGAAAAGGUAGCCAACCUGCUGCAGAUCCCUCAGUUCUUUGACCUGGACGUGUACAGCGCCGGGCGCAUGGAGAAGCACCUCGACGCCUUGCUGAAGCAGAUCCGGCUGGUGGUGGAGAAGCACAUCGAGAUCGACGUGCUCGAGGCCUGCAGUAAGACCUACAGCAUCCUCUGCUCCGAGGAGUACACCAUCAUGAACCGCGUGGACAUCGCCCGUUCACAGCUCAUUGACGAGAUGACGGAUCGUUUUACACACUCUGUCGAAGAGCUGCUGCAGGAGGCUGAGGAGGCCGAUGAUGACGAUAUCUACAAUGUUUUAUCCACUCUCAAGAGACUCACAGCCUUCCACAAUGCCCACGACUUGACGCGGUGGGAUUUAUUUGGAAACUGCUACCGGCUGCUGAAGGCGGGCAUCGAGCAGGGCUCCAUGCCGGAGCAGAUAGCUGUCCAGGCCCUGCAGUGCUCCCACUACUCCAUCCUCUGGCAGCUGGUCAAGAUCACGGAGGGGGCUCCCAGCAAGGAUGACCUUGUGGCUCUCAGGAGAGUGGUGAAGUCUUUCCUGGCUGUGUGCCAGCAGUGCCUGUCCAACGUCAACACACCAGUCAAAGAACAGGCGUUCAUGCUUCUCUGCGACCUGCUGAUGAUCUUCAGUCACCAGCUGACUUCCGGCGGCAGGGAGGGCCUCCAGCCGCUGGUCUUCAACCCAGACAGCACUCUGCAGAACGAGCUGCUCAACUUCGUCCUGGACCACGUCUUCAUCGACCAGGACGAUGAGAGUCAGAGCAUGGAGGGAGAUGAGGAGGACGAGGCCAACAAGAUCGAGGCCCUCCACAAAAGGAGAAACCUGCUCGCAGCUUUCUGCAAACUCAUCAUCUACGACAUCGUAGACAUGCCCGCUGCUGCCGACAUCUUCAAACACUACAUGAAGUAUUAUAAUGAUUAUGGUGACAUCAUCAAGGAGACUCUGAGUAAAACCAGACAGACGGACAAGAUUCUCUGUGCCAAGACCCUCAUCCUCAGUCUGCAGCAGCUGUUCAAUGAGCUGCUGCAGGACCAAGGACCCAACCUGGACCGAACGUCGUCUCAUGUCAGCGGCAUCAAGGAGCUGGCCCGCCGCUUCGCCCUUACCUUUGGUCUGGAUCAGAUCAAGACCAGAGAGGCCGUUGCCACGCUGCACAAGGAUGGAAUAGAGUUUGCAUUUAAGUACCAGAAUCCACGAGGACCAGAGUUUCCUCCAAUCAACCUGGCCUUCCUGGAGGUUCUCAGCGAAUUUUCCUCCAAACUUAUUCGCCAAGACAAGAAGACGGUCCACUCGUACCUUGAGAAGUUCAUGUCGGAGUCGAUGUCGGAGCGUCGGGAGGACGUGUGGCUGCCGCUGAUUUCCUACAGGAACAGCCUGCUGACGGGAGGAGACGAGGACCACAUGUCCGUCACAUCGGGCUCCAGCAGCAAGGCCGGCUCAGUCCGCAGCAAGAAGGGACGACCGCCGGUACACAAGAAACGCAUCGAGGAGGAGAGUACUGUUGAGGGCUCGUGGUUGAUGCGCAAUGACACUCUUCAGACACCGGGAGCGCUGCAGACUCCUCAGCUCACCUCAACAGUCCUCAGAGAGAACAGACCAGCAGAACACUUGCCAGACCCGGACUCAGAACCCGGAUCAGAGAACGACUUUGUACACAAUCCUCAGAUGCAGAUGUCGUGGCUCGGUCAGCAGAAGAUGGAAGAGGUGAACAGGAAGGACCGGACGGGCAUGAACUACAUCAAGUCACGCAGCAAUCAGGGCGUCCGGCAGACUGUGCGUGGGUUGAUGGAGGAUGACGCAGAGCCCAUCUUCGAGGAUGUGAUGAUGUCAUCACGGGGCCAGCUGGAGGACAUGAACGAGGAGUUUGAAGACACUAUGGUGAUCGACCUGCCGCCAUCGAGGAACAGACGUGAAAGAGCGGAAUUAAGACCAGACUUCUUUGACUCUGCAGCUAUGAUUGAGGACGAGUCGGGUUUCAGCAUGCCCAUGUUCUGAUCCUGGAAGAGGCAAAGAUCCUGAGACCAGGAUCCACAUCAGGAGUUAACAAGAGGGGGGUGGGGGGGUGGGGGUUU
Morone saxatilis (striped sea-bass) is the source of this 3860-nucleotide messenger RNA. It is a transcript of the gene stag1a, whose product is annotated as stromal antigen 1a. Gene Ontology annotation, cellular component: chromatin; cohesin complex; nucleus. Gene Ontology annotation, molecular function: chromatin binding. The record is from RefSeq and is a predicted model, not a curated record. The transcript is spliced from 31 exons. NCBI's taxonomy places the organism in Eukaryota, Metazoa, Chordata, Actinopteri, Moronidae. Gene Ontology annotation, biological process: sister chromatid cohesion. The coding region runs from base 1 to 3783 and encodes 1260 amino acids.